AUGUCUGAGGAACUCGCAAAGAUCUCUCUCGAAGAAAUGGUCAACGAGAAGAUUGAACUCAUCGAUAAAUACCAGCAAUUUCAGCCAGUGACCCUGACCCCGAUUCUCUGGACUCCCGCUACCCUCCAAGCACUCCCGAGGGAAGUGUUGAUCAAGAUUGCCACAUACUUGAACGUCAUUAACCAAGCCUGCCUUGCUUUCACCUGCCGUCAUACUCAUCAGGUUUUGAGCGGAGCUUUGAGACUCAAUCCAGGCCAUGAGCGAUACAUAUUUCUUCGCCGUCUAGAACGAGGCGGAAUAAAAGACAGGACCUGGAAUGAGUACGAAGGUCCCAGAAGAUGUAUCCAGUAUGGCAAUGGACGGACGCUCGAAUACUUGCAGUCUCCCUAUCUCCCAAGGCAGGUCCACUUUGACAUUGUGGCCGCCAUCAUCCGGUCUUAUCGAUUCGACUCGGAGCUGUACGACAUCAAUUACCUUCUUUCGACUGACCAAUACACUGCUGGAAGGGCUAAGAUAACCAGUAAUGUGUCUACAAGACUUUACAAGGGAACACUUGUUCUGAAGACUGAGCUGGUGCUCUCUGCUGGCAAAAUGGCUUUCGCGUUGGAGAAUGUGGCGAAGCUAGAGAAGAUGCUUCAAAAGAGUACUAAACUCGAAAAUGUUUGCCAACAUGUAAAGUGGGCUGAAGUUUUGCCGUUUAUCUUUCGGCCUCAGCUUCGUACUGUUCAAAAGAACGGUCAGUCGUGCAUGGGAAAGCACCCCAGCCAGGAGUGCAAGAUUUCCGGCAAAGACCUACACACAUGCCUUUGGACCCAUAGUCAAAAAUACUACAAAAUCAGCCUUUCGCGUAAGCAAGGCAAGAGUUCAGAAACGAACUCUUUGGUCUUUACUUCAUGGAAGAAUUUGAGUCGAUGCACUAGCGUCUACAAUGAAGACUGGACAGCUCAUAUGAAUCUUGGCCUGCCUGAUUAUCAAAAACGGGCAACUGAGCUUUACAAUGUGGCAAGGUCAUUUGAAAAUCCUGCGAAGGGUCUUUUCGAUUUUGAGUACUAUCCUUCUGUGUAA
Molecule: messenger RNA, 1065 nt
Organism: Fusarium falciforme
Lineage: Eukaryota; Fungi; Ascomycota; Sordariomycetes; Hypocreales; Nectriaceae
Exons: 3
Coding region: 1-1065 (354 amino acids)
Molecular function (GO): protein binding
Source: RefSeq, a predicted model, not a curated record